Messenger RNA from Ochlerotatus camptorhynchus, 2075 nucleotides. RefSeq lists its product as uncharacterized. The record is from RefSeq and is a predicted model, not a curated record. Bases 99 to 1583 code for a protein of 494 amino acids. NCBI's taxonomy places the organism in Eukaryota, Metazoa, Arthropoda, Insecta, Diptera, Culicidae. The transcript has a single exon.
AGUCUGAUGGCGUCCAAGAGUACGAAACUAUCACUCAGAUAGUAGUUCAGAAGUCUGAUAAAGGUGUUGAAAAUACCACUCUUCAUGUCGAGUGGAAAAUGCUAUCCGAAGAUGAUGGUUUCUUGGGCACAGAUCCCACCCAAGAAGGGAAAGAUUAUGGUUACCCGUUGGAUGAUUACAUUCAUCUGAAAGACGAACCGCAUUAUGAUUCCGAUGUUCAUACCAUUCCUAUAACUGGUACUCCUGCCCUUAACCAGGCAGAAGCCGGCUGGGAUGCUGCUACCACUCCGCAAUUUGAUUGGAAAAUGCAAUCUGAAGAUGGUAUAUUCCUAGUUACCGAUCCGACUCUGAACGGAGAGGAUUUCGGUCACCCUCUAGACGAUUACAUUCAUUUACAAGAUGAACCACAUGUCGACAGUCAAAUCAUACCGACAACUACACGUUCAUCACACCAAACAGAUGUCAAUCAAGAUACCACUACCUUGAAAUUUGAUUGGAAAAUGCAAUCUGAAGAUGGUAGUUUCCUAGGUAACGAUCCAACUCCGGAAGGAGAAGAUUUCGGUCACCCACUAGACGAUUAUAUCCAUUUACCAGAUGAACCGCACAACGACAGUGUAACUACGCGCUCAUCUACUCAGACAAAAAUCUAUCAGGAUCAGGAUGCGACAAUGCAAUCUGAAGAUGAUGGUUUCUUGCCUGCUAAUCCUUCUCCGGAAGAGGAACACUUUGGUCACCCACUGGACGAUUAUAUUCACUUACCGGAUGAAGUGCCGCAUAACAACAGUCAUUUGAUUGUCACGACUACAAACUCAAAUGAACCAGAAAGUAUUCAAGUUACUACCACCUUGCAGUUUGAUUGGAAAAUGCAAUCUGAAGAUAGCAGUUUCUUAGCUAACGAUCCGACUCCGGGUGGAGAAGAUUUUGGUCACCCUUUAGACGACUAUAUUGAUUUACCAGAUGAACCGCACAACGACAGUCAAAUUGUCACCACAACCACUCCGCCAUUCGAUUGGAAAAUGCAAUCUGCCGAAGGUAGUCUUUUGGCCACUGAUUCGACUUCAGGAGGGGAAGAUUUUGAUAACGGCAGUCGAAUCAUACCCUCAACUACGCAUUCACCACAUCAAACAGAAGUCAAUCAAAAUACCGCUACACCACGCUUUGAUUGGAAGAUGCAAUCUGAAGACGAUAGCUUCCUGACAUCUGAUCCAUCCCCUGCGGGAGAGGACUUUGGGGACCCGCUGGAUGAUAAUAUUAAUUUGCCGGAUGAGUCACAUGAUGGAAAUUUAACCUCCAAUGAUCGCGAAUCUCCAACGGUGGUAUCAAAAGAGGAAACUGCCACUACUCACACACUUGACGACUAUUAUCAAAUUCAAUUUCCAGACGAGAUAUCAUCCAGAAGCGGCGAUGAUGAUUUUGAAAAUUACACGGAUUUGAUGGAGAAUGACGUGUUGCUUAGUGGAGCAAAUUUCUCCUCUAUCGUUCGUGGCAGAAAUGGAACUACGGAGGUGGAGAAAGUUUUUGGUAAAUCCAUAUGGUAUUGUUAUUCGUUGGUGAUGCUCAUUGUCGGCACGUGUGGGAUGUGAAAGCGCAUAUGCAACACGGUUUUCGAUGAUUGGCAAGUGCAUUCCUAAUUUUAGUUGCGUUUUAGUUGGAAAUUAUUAGUCAUACAAUUUCUAGGCAUCGUUCCACCCCGUAAAAUGAUAUUAGAUUCGCAGAUGUUCCGCGAAGAAAGCGAAAAAAGGGCACCUAGCAUCAUUUUUUUUUUUAGAUGAUUUGAGUUUUGCAGAGUGAUGAUUAUUAUUUCAGUAGAAAAGGAUUGAUUGCACUAUACGAUAAACUGGAUUUCUUUUCUAGCGCAGAUUUGUAUCUUUCUUGAAUUGCUGUUAAACUACCCGUGACAAAACAAGGCUUGUUAGUCAUUAUCAUUUUUGGGAUCAAUGGAAAAAUCAACUGGGAACCCUGCAAAAUCACUAAUAUCGUUUUCGUGUUUGCGUUCUAACUUCGGUAUAGUCGAAGACAUCAUAUCAAGAAGACUGGCAACUUUGCGAGAAUCCAAGCGACAGACACAAUAGCGC